AUGACAAGGCUCUCCCCCGCCCUCAUGCUGCUCGCAGCAGCGGCCCCUUCCACACUCGCCGCACCCUCCUUUCCCAUCCUCGCCCGCGCGCCCUCGCCCCCCACCGCUCUCCCCCAGCGGGCCACUGCCAACGACCUCCGCUGGCAGCCCUCGCUCGACUUCGACACGGACGGGUGCUACAACGUGCCGGCCAUCGACGCGCAGGGCACCAUCGCGCAGGGGCUGCCGUACCAGUUCACGGGCCUGUCGAGCGACUGCCGGGACGCGUCGGACCUGGACAACAACAACGUGUACGCGCGGCAGCGGUGCAACAACGGCUGGUGCGUCUACCUGUACGGCUACUACUUCGAGAAGGACGUCGCCGUGCCCAACUUUAUCAGCACGGGCCACACCCACGACUGGGAGCACAUCGCCGUGUGGGUCAGCGACGCCACGGGCCGCGCCGAGUAUGUCGGCGCCUCCCAGCACGGCGGCUUCGAGAUCAAGGCCGCCGCGGAUGUGCGCUGGGACGGCGAGCACCCCAAGAUGGUCUACCACAAGGACGGCGGCAGCACGCACGCCUUCCGGUUUGGCAACACGGAUGAUGACAGGAUUGAGAACCACAAGGGUGUGUGGUUCCGCGGCGCGCUGGUCUCGUACAAUGGGUUCCCGUCGGUGGAGGUGAGGGAUAAGCUGUUUGCGCACGACUUUGGCGCGGCGACCAUCGGCUUCAAGGAUUCGACGUUUGCUGGACACAUUGAAAAGGCGAAGCCGGGUGCGGUUACGUUUGACGUGAACCAGGACGUCGGGUCGCCGGGGAACCCCUAA
Chaetomium globosum CBS 148.51 is the source of this 807-nucleotide messenger RNA. RefSeq lists its product as uncharacterized. The coding region runs from base 1 to 807 and encodes 268 amino acids. The transcript has a single exon. The record is from RefSeq and is a predicted model, not a curated record. Lineage: Eukaryota; Fungi; Ascomycota; Sordariomycetes; Sordariales; Chaetomiaceae.